AUGGAUUUUGAAGGUGGUAGGACACCAAAGAAGGAGAUGGAAGGAGAAGGAGGUGUGACGGGUUCGAAGAUGAAGGGUGCUGGAAAUCAAAGUAGUAAAGAUAUGAUUUUCAGAGCUGAUAGGAUUGAUCUCAAGAGCUUGGAUGCUCAAUUGGAAAAGCACUUAAGCAGGGUUUGGUCGAGAAAUACUAAUGAGUCGAAAAGGCCUAAAGAAGAAUGGGAGAUUGAAUUGGCGAAAUUGAAUUUGAGAUAUAUUGUUGCUCAUGGGGCUUAUGGAACUGUCUAUAGAGGCACAUAUGAUACUCAAGAUGUUGCAGUGAAAGUGUUGGAUUGGGGUGAUGAUGGUGUUGCCACUGCUGCUGAAACUUCCGCUUUACGCGCAUCUUUUAGGCAGGAGGUUGCCGUCUGGCACAAACUUGACCAUCCAAAUGUCACAAAGUUUGUCGGAGCUUCAAUGGGAACUUCGAAUCUUAAGAUUCCUUCAAAAAACUCUACCGACAAUCAAGAGACCCUUCCUUCUAGGGCAUGUUGUGUUAUCGUCGAGUUUCUCACUGGUGGAACGCUGAAACAAUACUUGAUAAAAAACAGGCGGAAGAAACUUGCGUAUAAGAUUGUGGUUCAGCUUGCUUUGGACCUCUCCAGAGGUCUUAGCUAUCUGCAUUCGAAGAAGAUUGUUCAUCGUGAUGUUAAGUCGGAGAAUAUGUUGCUAGAUGGUAACCGGAAUCUAAAGAUAGCUGAUUUUGGAGUUGCUCGCGUGGAAGCUAUGAAUCCAAGUGACAUGACUGGUGAAACUGGGACCCUCGGAUAUAUGGCUCCCGAGGUUUUGGAUGGUAAACCUUACAACAGGACAUGUGAUGUCUACAGCUUUGGCAUUUGCUUGUGGGAAAUGUAUUGCUGUGAUAUGCCUUAUCCUGAUCUAAGCUUUGCUGACGUGUCCUCUGCUGUCGUCCGUCAGAACUUACGACCAGAAAUCCCGAGAUGUUGUCCAAGUGCAUUGGUGAACAUCAUGCGUAAGUGCUGGGAUGGUAAUCCGAGCAAACGUCCGGAAAUGGAGGAGGUGGUGAGAAUGCUGGAAGCACUGGAUACAAGCAAAGGUGGCGGAAUGAUACCGGAAGAUCAGAGUUCUGGUUGCUUUUGUUUUGCACCAGCUCGUGGUCCUUAA
Messenger RNA from Vicia faba (fava bean), 1161 nucleotides. The record is from the annotation of a GenBank genome assembly. NCBI's taxonomy places the organism in Eukaryota, Viridiplantae, Streptophyta, Magnoliopsida, Fabales, Fabaceae.